AUGUCCCCCGCUACCUCCGCCCCCGAGAUCCCAACUACGGCUCCCGCGAAAUGGCCUCAGCCGGAGAACUGGCCGGCGGCCAAAGUCCGUCAGACGUACAUUGACUACUUUGUCAACGCGCCGGGGUUCGAACACACCUUUUGGCCUAGUAGCGGAGUUAUCCCGUUCGAUGAUGAUACGCUGCUCUUUGCCAAUGCUGGUAUGAACCAGUACAAGUCGAUCUUCCUGGGGACCGCCGACCCAAAGUCGGACCUCAGCAAGCUCGUCCGAGCUGUCAACAGUCAAAAGUGUAUCCGAGCUGGAGGAAAGCACAACGACCUCGAUGACGUCGGGAAGGACACCUACCACCACACCUUUUUCGAAAUGCUGGGAAACUGGUCGUUUGGCAACUACUUCAAGUACGGCGCCCUCACGAUGGCCUGGGACCUGCUUACGCGCGUCUAUGGUUUGCCGAAGGACCGGCUGUAUGUGACCUACUUUGAGGGUGACGAGUCUCAGGGAUUGGAGCCGGACAGGGAGGCGCAACAACUCUGGCGGGAUCUUGGGGUCAAGGAGGAGCAUAUUCUUCCUGGAAACACCAAGGACAACUUUUGGGAGAUGGGCGCCAGCGGACCAUGCGGUCCAUGCAGCGAGAUCCACUUUGAUCGUAUCGGUGGCCGCUCCGUCCCCGAGCUGGUCAACGCCGACGACCCAAACGUCCUCGAGAUCUGGAACAACGUCUUCAUCCAAUACAACCGUGAACCUUCCGGCUCGCUCCGCCCCCUUCCCAACAAGCACGUCGACACCGGUAUGGGCUUCGAGCGGCUCGUCUCCGUCCUCCACAACGUCUCGUCCAACUACGAUACCGAUGUCUUCACGCCCAUCUUCGCCAAGAUCCAGGAGUUGACGGGCGCCCGGGACUAUACCGGCAAGCUCGGAGAUGAGGACAAAGAUGGCGUCGAUACUGCCUACCGAGUCAUUGCGGACCAUAUUCGAACCCUCACGAUCGCCAUCUCGGAUGGAGGUGUACCAGACAAGGACGGUCGGGGCUACGUUCUCAGGCGAAUCCUGCGUCGAGGUGUUCGGUAUGCGAGCAACAAGCUCAACGUCAAGAUUGGGACUUUCUUCUCAUCGCUUGUUCCUACCGUCGUCGAGUCUCUGAAACCCAUCUUCCCAGAAGUCGCCAAGAAGGUCCCUGCCCUCGUUGAGAUACUCAACGAGGAGGAAGCCUCGUUCGCCCGCACCCUCAACCGCGGAGAGGCUCUCUUCUCGAAGUACGCCGCUGCCGCAAAGGAGUCAGGCUCCUCGACCCUCGGUGGUAAAGACGUCUGGCGGUUGUACGACACGUACGGUUUCCCGGUCGAUCUCACCGAGAUCAUGGCGGAAGAGCGGGGCCUCAAGAUUGACAAGGUGGCUUUCGAGGCGGCUAGGUUGGAGAGUCUCGAGGCGAGUAAGGCGGGCGGAAAGGACAAGGCGGGCGCCGGUGUCAGGCUGGAUGUGCAUGAUUUGGGAGCUUUGGAGGCCAACGCGGAUGUGCCCAAGACGGAUGACUCGACCAAGUACCAGACGGACGAGAUCAAGGCGAACGUCAAGAGUAUCUACCACGGCUCCAAGUUCCUCUCGUCAACCUCCGAGGUGCCGACCGGCGAGGCAUUCGGAAUCAUCCUCGACAAGACCAACUUUUACGCCGAGCAGGGAGGGCAAGAGAACGAUACUGGUCUUUUGUCGAUCGGCGACAAGGCCGAGUUCAAGGUGGAGGAUGUGCAGGUGUUCAACGGCUAUGUGCUGCAUGUUGGGCGGAUGGAGGAGGGGGAGAUCAAGGUUGGAGAUGAGGUCCUCUCGACGUACGACGAGCUCCGUCGCUGGCCUAUCCGGAACAACCACACCGGUACCCACAUCCUCAACUUUGCGCUCCGCGAAGUGCUCGGAGACCACAUCGACCAAAAAGGCUCUCUCGUCGCCCCUUCCAAACUCCGCUUCGACUUCUCGCACAACAAAUCUGUCGUCCUCGACGACCUGAUGAAGAUUGAGCAGAUCUGUAACGACUGGAUCAAAAAGGCGGCUACAGUCUACGCCGAGGAGAUGCCGCUUGUCGAGGCGCAAAAGAUCCCGGGGCUGCGCGCUGUCUUUGGAGAGGCGUACCCGGACCCGGUGCGGGUGGUGUCUAUCGGCUUCCCGCUGGAGGAUAUCAGGAAGAACAUCAAUGACACCAAGUGGGCGUCGACGAGUAUCGAGUUCUGCGGUGGAACGCAUGUCCAGAAGACGGAUAGCAUCAAGGAUCUGGUCAUCACCGAAGAGAGCUCGAUCGCGAAGGGUAUCCGCCGAGUCGUCGCUGUCACCGGACACGAGGCGAACGAGAUCUCGCGCCAGGCCAACGAGGUUGAGCGGAGAUUGACCCGUAUCGAGGGUAUGGAGGGCAAGGAGAAGGAUGCUGCUAUGAAGCCGUUUUUGACUGAACUCGGCCAAAGCGGUAUCUCCCUCAUUCGCAAGCAACAGCUCAAGGCUAGAUUCGAGAAGAUGCAGAAGGAGUUCGCAGCUGUGCACAAGGCCAAGGCCACCGCGGAUCAGAAGAUGAUCCAGGACGAAGUCAAGCGUUACUUCUCCGAGAACCCCAACGAGAACGUCUACGUCGGUGUCUUUGGUGUCGGCGGCGAUGCCAAGAUCCUCGCUGCUGCCGCUACCGCCGCUAAGGCUCUCGGCAAGGCUUCCUACGUCUUCUCGCCAGAUGUCGAGGGUGGGAAGGUUGCACACGCCAACUUCCUGCCUAAAGACAUCAUGGAGAGGAAGGUGAUUGACGCGAAGACUUGGUUGGCGGAGGUCUCGAAGGUGCUUGGUGGCAAGGGCGGUGGGAAAGAUGACUCUGCAGUCGGUGUGGGGUCGGAAGUCGGUAAGAUCGAUGAGGCGGUCGCAGUUGCUAGGAAGGUGUUCAAGACCAAGGUCGAGGGCGCUUGA
Molecule: messenger RNA, 2931 nt
Organism: Dioszegia hungarica
Lineage: Eukaryota; Fungi; Basidiomycota; Tremellomycetes; Tremellales; Bulleribasidiaceae
Product: alanine-tRNA ligase
Exons: 13
Coding region: 1-2931 (976 amino acids)
Biological process (GO): alanyl-tRNA aminoacylation; tRNA modification
Cellular component (GO): mitochondrion; cytoplasm
Molecular function (GO): ATP binding; nucleic acid binding; amino acid binding
Source: RefSeq, a predicted model, not a curated record